GGUAAAACCUUGGUAACAUAUACAAAUUCCAACAUUUUAGGACCUAAACUCUUUUCUUCGAGCAAGAGCACGAGUUAAAAACCGGUAUUACGCAAAAUAAGUAGUUUUUACCAUGUUGAGUUUUGGUAAAAUUUUGCAAUCUAGUUCAUUUUUACUGCCAUUGGUUUGACGAAUCGUAAACUUGGCGGGUAAAAAAAAAAACGCAUCUUAAACGACGUCGUUUGGUUCCGAACCGUGAAGAUGACGUCAUUUGACCUAUUUACCGUUUUGACCUUUUUUUUUGAAUAUGUUUAAAGAACAAGUAUUGCUUAAUCUUGGCGCCACAACUUAUUUCCGGAAAAUUUUUCGAGCGUUCCCUUUCUCUCGUCUACGAUUCAAAUCAGAGAACCAGAGAGAUUUUGAUUUGUCCCAGUCAGUUUGGUUUUCGAGGAAUUCUUGUGGUGUUCAUUGAAGAUCGGGAUAAUCAAAUUUCUGUGAGGCUUGAUUCGAUCGACUCUGAAUUGAGGAACGCGCAGGGAACUGUUUGUAGAGCCAACAAAACCGAGGAUUCUACCAGGAAGACAAAAAUCGUGGAGAAUUGAAUGCCUCUGCGGUAGGUUUCUUCAAUAAACAUAGCUGAGUUGAUUAUUGUCGGCGAAAAAACUCAUUAGAACAAUAUUUCCAUUCCGGCUCGCUGUGGUUGCUGAGAAAUCUGGAUCAGGUAGAAUCUGACUGAAAAGAGAGAGAGAGAGAGAGAGAAGCGAGAAAUCCAGAGUCUCUAUGUUGCAACUUUGAGUCGAUCUCUGGAUCCGUGUAACUUGUUACAGCAAUUGAGAUACUUAUAUUUGAGGUUGACAUGAGGUGCAAUGCGUGCUGGAGGGAACUGGAAGGCCGGGCCAUUUCAACAACAUGCGGUCACAUUUUAUGUACUGAAGAUGCUAGUAAGAUUAUCAGUAACGAUGGGGCAUGCCCCAUUUGUGAUCAAGUUCUCUCCAAGAGCCUAAUGAAACCCGUGGAUAUCAAUCCAAAUGAAGAAUGGAUUAAUAUGGCAAUGGCUGGAAUUUCUCCACAAAUACUGAUGAAGAGUGCAUACAGAAGUGUGAUGUUUUACAUCUCGCAACGGGACUUAGAGAUGCAGUACAAGAUGAACAGAAUAGUGGCUCAAUGCCGCCAGAAAUGUGAGGUGAUGCAAGCAAAAUAUACUGAGAAGCUGGAGCAGGUGCACACGGCAUAUCAGAAGAUGGCCAAGAGAUGUCAAAUGAUGGAGCAGGAGGUUGAAACCUUGAACAAUGAUAAACAAGAACUCCAAGAGAAAUUCUCUGAGAAAUCAAGACAGAAGAGGAAGCUUGAUGAAAUGUACGACCAGCUAAGAACUGAGUACGAGUCAGUGAAACGCUCAGCCAUCCAGCCAGUGAGCAACUUCUACCCGAGAAACGAACCGGACUUUUUCUCAAACCCAGCAGUUAACAUGAUGGAUAACCGAGACCCUAUUCGCAAAGAUCGGUUGGUUUCAUCGCCUGCAACACCAGGGCCAAGAGAGGAGAUAUGGCCAGCGAGACAGAACAGUUCGAACUCAAGUCCAUUUAACAUGUCCGGAGGCUCACCAGCCAAUCAAAACGUAAUUCCAACUGAAGUUGGGAACAGGAGAUCAAACGUACAUCAUCCCGUAUUUGGUGGAGGUGGCACCGCUAACCCUUCAAUGACACUGAGAAACUUGAUUCUCUCCCCAAUAAAACGACCUCAGCUAUCUCGUAACAGAGCUCAACUCUUCACGUUGUAAGGGUUAAGGGUCUGUCAGCAGCUGCCUUGAAGGGAAACCCUAAUAUCACAAUCAGUAAGUGAUUCGUUUCGCCUUUAUAAAGCUUUUCUCUUAGGGUGGGGGAAAAAACGAAUACGCAUCGGAAAGAAUAACAGAUGUGAUGAGAGACCUAAGAAGUUUAAGCACACACAUUUCAUGUUAUAGCUUACUGGUUGUGCCUCCGUUCUAUAUUGUCCGCACAGCUUCAACUUGACUUGAUGUAGAAUUUUGGAUUCGACGUGCUAUCUUGUCGGAUCAUCAAAGCCAUAGUUUGAGCGAUUCUGAUUGUGAAUCGCUAUGCUCAUCGAUACAGAUACAUAUGAAUCGGUAACAAGAGAUAAUAAAGAACCUCCGAUGCAAAAGAAACCACUCAUAAAAUUAUUAGAAAGAAAGAUGCGUCUUUAGCAGGGUCAGGAGUCCUACAGGUAUGACACUGUAAUAAAAAGGGGCUCAAAGCCCACCUCUCAAGCUCAGAAAAACACUAAAUAAAAUCUAUAUGAUCUGAGAGAGUUCAGAGAUUUGUCUCAUAGG
Messenger RNA from Tarenaya hassleriana, 2308 nucleotides. Its product is annotated as E3 ubiquitin-protein ligase CCNB1IP1 homolog. The record is from RefSeq and is a predicted model, not a curated record. NCBI's taxonomy places the organism in Eukaryota, Viridiplantae, Streptophyta, Magnoliopsida, Brassicales, Cleomaceae. The coding region runs from base 836 to 1759 and encodes 307 amino acids. Gene Ontology annotation, biological process: chiasma assembly. The transcript is spliced from 10 exons.